This is a messenger RNA of Homalodisca vitripennis (glassy-winged sharpshooter), 3174 nucleotides long. RefSeq lists its product as uncharacterized. The transcript has 3 exons. Lineage: Eukaryota; Metazoa; Arthropoda; Insecta; Hemiptera; Cicadellidae. The record is from RefSeq and is a predicted model, not a curated record. Gene Ontology annotation, molecular function: calcium ion binding. The coding region runs from base 184 to 495 and encodes 103 amino acids.
UGUCAGUGAAAUGUUGCAGAUCGGGAUGGAGAUGAGCUGCUGACUGAGGAGGAGUUUGCAUGUCUCCAGGUGGGGGAAGGAGGAGAGGCUCUGCUUUCCCAGGGGGAGGCUGAACGAAGGGCAGAGUUCCGUACCUUCCUUGAUGUAGAUAAGGAUGGGAAAGCAGACAGAAAGGAAAUUGUGAUGUACAUUGAUCCCAAGAACCCUCGCCAUGCCCAGGAAGAAGCGGAGACACUAGUGGCGCUGUCCGAUGUGGACCAUGAUGGGCAGUUGAGUCUCUCAGAGGUUUUGGGCAAGAUGGACCUUUUCCUUGGCAGCAAGAUGAGACUGAAGCUAGAUGUGGGAAGGCAGAGCAGGGGUGCGAUGGGCAUUACAUUGCGUUGUGCCGAGCUGACGCCGCCGCCGCGCCUUGGUAUACUCCACCAGGUGUACCGUCUGGUUGCUCAUGCGCCACCAGUUCAUGCUCUGCCACUGGAAUCUCCUGUGUUACUCUGAGCAUCAAUGCAUUCCUUUAGUAGCUGUUCACAUAUUAAGAUUUUAUUUUUUUUGCUUGUCACGGUUUUCUGUUAUCACUUUUUUUUUAACUCAUCAACUUUUUUUCUUUCUUCGUCAUGUUUCGUUAUAUAUUUGAUAACACCUGAUUUUAUAACAAAUAUUAAGCAAAUACCUAGUAGUCCUGCUUUCAUCCAGUUAUUGGAGAUCAUACCAGUUAUAUUCAGGACACCUUUUUCAAGCCACUUUUUACUAUUUUGAAGGAUAAACGUGGCCACGUAACAUGUUACAUGAACGUAAUAUCUCUACACAUUAUAUUUUAAUAGGUUAUUGACAAAUAACAAUUUCUCAUCUCUAUGACCAUUACUCAAAUACCUAUACGCAAGACUUACCUUUGUUUGAAUUAGUUUGGAACAAUAAUGUCAAACUGAAUUACGUUAUAGACUUGUAUUAAUUAUAGUGAAGCUAUAUUUUUAAAUGUAAAAGAAAUAUACGCAUUUUAGAUUGUAGAAAAUACCACGACUUUAUUUAUACUAAAUUUGAGCAGUACUUACAAUUAUUACUUUAGAGGGUAAACAUGUCUGACAGCAUUUAAAUUGUUCUAAUUUAUUGAUAGUUGAUUUGUUCAUUCGACUGUUGGACGCUUAUCAUAUUGCAGCCCCAGCAGAAGGAAUGUAUUCAAUUCAUGUCAAUUUCUCCUAAACAGUAACCUAUUUACACAUUACCCUAUCCAUAGGAGUUGUACAGAAUUUUAGAUUAAUUAGAAGAAAUCACAUGAGUCCAAAAUAUAAUCAAAAUGAGGUGAUUCCUAGCAAGUGGCAUUUAGUCUGGUUUUCUAUGGUCUUGACUAAAAUAUACAAUCUCUAUGUUGAAAGUUAUGAACGGUUAGGAUGUGUAUUUGUUAAAAAAUAAUGCCUCAUUGUAUAAACUACUAACUUACUUGUUAGAUAUACCAAGCAUUUUUAGGAGGAUGUUCAGCAUCUAUAACAAACGAAUUUAAACCUGAAAAUCACAAUUUAACAAAACUGGACAGAACUUCACAAGUCAUUACUUGUUAUGAUUAUUUUGAGGUUUCGUUUCACAUAUGUAUCGACGUAUUUAUUUCAAACUGCCUGCCUAAAGAGCACGAUUCAACAAAACCCUUCAAGUGAAUAUUCACUGUAGUACAACAAAUUUUAAUCAUAGUCCACCUCCCACUAGAUACCCAUUCAUGCAUUCAUUCUAUCAUGUUUUAGCAUUUCAAAAUCUAUUGGCAUUUCAGAGUAAGUUGACAAACAUAAAAUAAAUAAAAUCUAAUUGUUAUAGGGGGUUUCAAAAUAUCAUUAAUAGUUCUUUACAUUCCAAACCUGUUAGUAAAAAAAUUUCUAUUUUCUUGACCACUAUAAUCAAGCUUCAUGUAUUUUACCAAUCAAUAUUGUAAAUUAUCGUUUCAAGGAAGAUGUGCCAUAUGAUUGAUUGAUGCCCAGUAAAAGCCCCUUUUCAGUAAAGAUUUUUACAUUUACGAUUAAACGUUUCGUAAUCGAUCAUAACAUUGAUUUUACUUUAUCAAUCGAAGUAGUGCCUCUGGACAGACCCCUGCCACACACAUCUUCUAGACCUCACUUACAAUAUAGCAUGUCAACAAAAUUAUGAAAGAGAAUUAGAAUCUAUCUUGAAAUUGAUUCUACAAAUAGGAAUGGAAAAUCUUUGGAAUCAAUGUCUCAGCCCUAUGUCCCUAUGGAAUCAAAAGUCAUGUCCCUGGUGCUAUUAAUCUUCUGCUUAUAAGUGCAAUACAUAAACUUGCAGAACAUGUAUUUUUGAAGUCAAAUUUUUGCAAAUUAUGCAAAAUAUUUUCUGUGGGUCUAAGUUUCUUUAUAAACUAUAAUCACUGUGUACCACAAUAAUAUGAAACUAUUUAUUCAAUCUAAUCAGUUACUGAAUUUUUUAUAUUACCUCAACAGAACUUUGUUACCGAAGUACACCAAAGAAACUAUUCAGUUUUGUUAACAUUCUUGCCAUAUUUAAGUUAAGUAAUUUUGCUCUUAUAUAUUGUGCAAAAUCUAUGAUUUUAGUAACUUUUAGAAGAUUAUUUGUAAUACAUUAGCUUUUUUGCCCUUUAGACAAUGUUAUCUUCAGUAAAAUUUUUCUAUGAGCUAAGGUACAAAUAAAUAUUUUUAUUAUUUUUUAGUCAGUUGUUUAACCUAAUGAAUAAUAAUUACUUUAAAAAAACCAUUUUGGUUAAAAACAAUUUCCCACAAACUAUUACUAAGUGCAUGGGAAUUGAUUAGUAGAGUAUUGGGGGAGUUAGUACAUUGUUGGGUAUGCAUUACUGGUAAUACUCAGUGUACAUUAACAUCAGAUUAACAUCAGUGUACUUAAUUGCAAGGCCACCACUCCCCUUGCAAUAAUCAUAUGCAAUAUUGUUUGUAAGUAAGGUUGUUGUUAUUAAUUAUAACUUGAUAUUUGUUCUUGCCAUCAUAGUUUCAUAAAGUUUUCUGCGUAUUGUAGCCAUACUAAGUAACUUUGUACCAGUGUAAUUACUAUUUCCUAAUUGUUUUAAAAGAUCAGUCUUUCAUACAACAUGUUGUAAUUAUUUUAUUCAGAAUAGACAACGUGAAAUAUUCAAAACAAGACUUAUUCAUUUUAAAUUGUAGAUAGUGAUUUAUGUUUCUUGUUUACAAUAAAGAAAGUUAUAGAUUUUUA